This is a messenger RNA of Sinocyclocheilus anshuiensis, 1669 nucleotides long. Its product is annotated as nuclear receptor subfamily 2 group E member 1. Lineage: Eukaryota; Metazoa; Chordata; Actinopteri; Cypriniformes; Cyprinidae. Bases 264 to 1454 code for a protein of 396 amino acids. The record is from RefSeq and is a predicted model, not a curated record. The transcript is spliced from 9 exons. Gene Ontology annotation, molecular function: sequence-specific DNA binding; zinc ion binding; DNA-binding transcription factor activity. Gene Ontology annotation, biological process: regulation of DNA-templated transcription.
UAUUGUCUGUGCAGGCUGCAUCCAUCGCAUCAGUCAACAGUCAAAGGAAAUCUGGAUUCUAUUUGCUGAAAAACAAGAGGAGCGACUUGGACACAAUCAAAGAAAACUCCCAACAGAAAGCAGAGGACCAGUUGUCCACCGCAAACCGGAUGUUAAUUUUGUGCUUGUAAUUUUUUUUAAACCAAGUCAAACGUGUUAAGACUCCCCUGGGCCUGAAAGGUGUAACUUUUCAACGCAGUUUUCUUGGAGCAGAGGUCUUCAACAUGAGCAAGCCUACUGGUUCAACAAGUGGUUGUCUGGAUAUUUUAAAUGUCAAAUCCAGUCGGAUUCUGGACAUUCCAUGUAAAGUGUGUGGAGACCGAAGUUCUGGAAAGCACUACGGUGUUUAUGCGUGUGAUGGCUGCUCGGGAUUUUUCAAGAGGAGCAUAAGGAGAAACAGAACUUAUGUCUGCAAAUCUGGCACACAGGGCGGCUGUCCAGUAGACAAGACACACAGAAAUCAGUGCCGCGCCUGUCGCUUGAAAAAGUGUCUAGAAGUGAAUAUGAAUAAAGAUGCCGUGCAGCACGAGAGAGGACCGAGGACUUCAACCAUUCGAAAGCAGGUGGCACUGUAUUUCCGAGGGCAUAAAGAGGUGAACGGUUCGUCGACCCAUUUUCCAUCCACGGCUAUCCCGGGGCCGCCGUUUCUCACUACAGUCACGCAGCUGGAGCCUCACAAUCUGGAGUUAAACACGGUCACAAGCACACCGGAACGACAGGCCAUUGUGGGACUCGCCCAACCCACACCGAAGUAUCCUCAUGAAGUUAGCGGCAAUCCCAUGUACCUGUAUGAAGUGGCGACCGAGUCUGUGUGCGAAUCAGCAGCGCGCCUGCUCUUCAUGAGCAUUAAAUGGGCCAAGAGCGUUCCGGCCUUCUCCACACUCCCUCUACCGGACCAGUUGAUCCUUUUAGAAGACGCUUGGAGGGAACUGUUCGUGUUGGGCAUAGCGCAGUGGGCCAUUCCAGUGGACUCCAGCACUCUCCUAGCUGUUUCAGGAAUGAACACCGAGAACACAGAUUCCCAGAGGCUAAACAAAAUCAUCGCAGAGAUCCAGGCGCUGCAGGAGGUCGUGACGCGCUUCAGACAGUUAAGACUGGACGCUACGGAGUUCGCGUGCCUCAAGUGCAUCGUCACUUUUAAAGCAGUUCCAACACACAGUGGUUCGGAAUUGAGGAGCUUUCGCAACGCCAGUGCCAUUGCAGCCCUUCAGGACGAAGCCCAGCUGACUCUAAACAGCUACAUCCACACCAGGUACCCCACUCAGCCGUGUCGCUUUGGGAAACUGCUGUUGCUCUUGCCUGCUCUACGUUCAGUUGGUCCAUCCACCAUUGAAGAGGUGUUCUUCAAAAAGACCAUCGGAAACGUGCCCAUCACACGACUGCUCUCCGACAUGUACAAAUCCAGUGAUAUAUGAGCUACUGAGAGACAGAGAAAAGAAAUCAAGAUGUAUCUUUGACCUUGGCAUUCGCAUGGACGCUGUGGAUGAUACCAGAUACCCUAAUGUGAUACUUCACGCACUUGUUUUGAGAACAAAGCUCUACCAAUGUCAAGAUGUUAUUAUGCAGGGAAACUAUAAAACAAACAAAAGACUGAAUCUCUACAAGUUGAGCUUACUGCUUAGAACGAAAA